This is a messenger RNA of Arachis duranensis, 1043 nucleotides long. Its product is annotated as peroxisomal membrane protein PMP22. Lineage: Eukaryota; Viridiplantae; Streptophyta; Magnoliopsida; Fabales; Fabaceae. The transcript has 7 exons. The record is from RefSeq and is a predicted model, not a curated record. Bases 198 to 761 code for a protein of 187 amino acids. Gene Ontology annotation, cellular component: membrane; cytoplasm.
UUUGUGUUCCUGUCACUCUCACAGAGUCUUUUACAAUUACAAGUACUAUUGCUACGUUGGUUUAAAUAUUUUGUUUCCCUUAAAUAAGGUUUCGUGCAUAACAGAAACUACCAAUUCCACGAACUCUGCUACAGCCUCGGAGGCUCGGACGAACACACAAGAGAAACAGAAGAUCCUUCCGAGGUUGAUCAAUCACCAUGUCUGACAUAGUCAACGUUGCUUGGAAGAAAUAUCUCCUUCAGCUUCAGCUCCACCCCCUCAGGACAAAGGCAAUUACUGCAGCAUUUUUGGCUGGUUUUAGCGAUGGAGUUGCACAGAAGAUUGCUGGGGCUAAGAGGCUUCAGCUUAGAAGAAUACUUCUCUUCAUGCUCUAUGGUUUUGCAUACUCUGGACCCUUUGGACAUUUUCUCCACAAAUUGAUGGAUAAAAUCUUUAGGGGGAAGACAGGCAAUGAAACUGUUGCAAAGAAGGUGAUCCUUGAACAGAUAACUAGUUCCCCAUGGAACAACUUUUUAUUCAUGAUGUACUAUGGCUUGGUUAUAGAAGGAAGAUCAUGGAGCACAGUCACGAACAAAGUUAAGAAGGACUACCCUGCUGUUCAGUUGACUGCAUGGAGGUUUUGGCCUAUUGUUGGUUGGGUGAAUUACCAGUAUAUACCUUUGCAGUUUCGUGUUAUAUUUCACAGCUUCGUUGCUUCCUGCUGGGCUAUCUUUCUGAAUCUGAAAGCAAGGUCUACACUAGCAACAAUUAAGAAGGCUUAGAAGACAAUAAAGCCUUCACUUUUUCUCACAUUUGGGUUGAAUUUUCUUUUUCCUUCCUAUGUGAAGUGGGAUAGGAGAAAUCAGAAAUCUCCCAGUUUUGUUAAUAGGGCAGCAUUCCUGGUUAAUUUGCUUGACAUAUACCGUAUCAUUGUAUCAUUGUCAAUUUCCGUCUUAAGUCGGUCGCUAUGAGUUAGUUAGUUGGUUAGUUAGACUUGGUGCGCACUUGCCAAUCUUAAUAAAUAAAAUCAUCUACUGGUGGUGGUGCAAUGGGUUUCAUUUUCA